CAGCCACUCACCGUCACCCAUUGGUACUACUAGCAUCGCCGUAAGAGCGUUGACCCAAAGUUAAGCCAUGGCACAAACUCUGUUCUCUAUAGUCUCUUCCCCUUCCUUCGUUCACCGCGUUUUCUCUCCGAACCUCAACCUCCGAAACGAUUCGUUUUCGGUUCCCAUUUCUCCUCUAACGCAGAGGAGCACCGCUAUUGCUGCUGCAAACGUCGCCGUUUCUCCAAAUGAAGGCACGUCCAUUGAGUCUGUUAGCAAGCUGAUUGAAACGUUGAUUAACGGUGUUGAUUUAUCGGAAGCCGAAGCCGAAGCUUCUCUUGACUUGUUACUGAACGAAGCCAAUGAGACAUUGAUAAGCGCUGUUCUUGUGCUUUUAAGAGCCAAAGGGGAGACUUUUGAAGAAGUUGUGGGGUUUGCGAGGGCUAUGAUAAAUCAUGCUACGAAGGUUGAUGGUUUGGUUGAUGUGGUUGACAUUGUUGGAACCGGAGGGGAUGGUGCUAACACAGUUAACAUUUCAACGGGGGCUUCAAUACUUGCUGCGGCUUGCGGUGCCAAAGUUGCAAAGCAAGGAAACCGUUCUAGUUCUUCUGCGUGUGGAAGUGCUGAUGUGUUAGAAGCUUUGGGAGUGGUUAUUGACUUAGGCCCUCAGGGGGUAAAAAAGUGUGUGAAUGAAGCAGGAAUUGGGUUUAUGAUGUCUCCAAAGUAUCACCCAGCAAUGAAGAUUGUCAGGCCUGUAAGAAAGAAGCUAAAAAUAAAAACUGUAUUCAAUAUAUUGGGUCCCAUGUUAAAUCCAGCUCAGGCACCUUUUGCAGUUGUUGGAGUAUACACAGAAGACUUGGUCUUCAAAAUGGCUAAAGCACUUAAAAGAUUUGGCAUGAAAAGAGCUUUAGUUGUCCACUCUGAAGGUUUGGAUGAGAUAAGUCCUCUUGGACCAGGUAUAGUGCUUGAUGUUACUCCAGAAAGGAUUGAUAAGUUCUCAUUCGAUCCCUUGGAGUUCGGCAUUCCUCGGUGUAAUCUUGAAAGCUUAAAAGGUGGUGACCCAGAAUACAAUGCAGGGGUUCUGAAGCGUGUUCUAGGUGGAGAGAGUGGGCCCAUUGCCGAUUCUUUUGUUUUAAAUGCGGCAGCAGCUCUCAUGGUCAGUGGCCAUGUAAGGAACCUAGCUGAAGGGGUGUCUUUGGCGCGUGAAACACAACAAUCUGGAAAGGCUCUCAAGACUCUCAACUUGUGGAAGGAUAUCUCACAUAAAAUAAAAGAUGAUGCGGCAAUGGAACAUGCCUGAGUCAUUUUAUGUGAUUCAGGUUUGAGUUUUGUAAACUUGAUUACUGGAUUUAAACGGGGAGUAGCCAGGAAGGGCUCAAACUGUACAUUGCUGAAGAGAUGUACAAAAGUAAUGUAAUUUAAUCAGUUAAAACUAUUUAUCCAUCUGUAAUUCUGUACUGUGCAAAAAGGUUUUAGAAUAGGAAAGAAAGUUAGUAGGUUGUUUUUGUUAAGAAAAAGUGUGGCAUAGGAAAUGGAAUCUCUAUUUAUUUUUUUUAAUGAACUUCGAGAUGUGAUAUUAGAUUUUCAUGAACAAGAUGCGAGGUUAAUAAUGAAUUCUGAAACAGCUCUUGCCUUGAUCUAG
Messenger RNA from Gastrolobium bilobum, 1621 nucleotides. RefSeq names its product anthranilate phosphoribosyltransferase, chloroplastic. The record is from RefSeq and is a predicted model, not a curated record. Gene Ontology annotation, biological process: L-tryptophan biosynthetic process. Bases 68 to 1279 code for a protein of 403 amino acids. Gene Ontology annotation, molecular function: anthranilate phosphoribosyltransferase activity. The transcript is spliced from 10 exons. Gene Ontology annotation, cellular component: cytosol. NCBI's taxonomy places the organism in Eukaryota, Viridiplantae, Streptophyta, Magnoliopsida, Fabales, Fabaceae.